Molecule: messenger RNA, 1784 nt
Organism: Oryza sativa Japonica Group (Japanese rice)
Lineage: Eukaryota; Viridiplantae; Streptophyta; Magnoliopsida; Poales; Poaceae
Source: RefSeq, a predicted model, not a curated record
CGGCGCGAUCCGCGUCUCCGACUCAGUCAGAUCUCCGUCCGUCCGUCUGUGUCUCUUGGCCGAGACCGAGAGAGGGUUUUCCCCGUUCUCCCACCAGUCCAUUGCCGCUGGUGGCAAUCUUCUUCUUGUUGGACCAAACCCUAGCUAGCAGCAGCAACCAUGGCAAACCCUAGGCCUCCCUAUGUGUUGCUGGAGAGAGUAGUGUUUUUCGGAGGACGCGAGUUACCCGACGGCACAUGGAAAGAUGCCGCAGGCAUAGUCAUCGGAUGGAGCAGAGCGCGGCUGCUGAGUCGGCGAGAGGCGAUGGAGGCGAUGGAACCCCAUCCCUUCCUCGCCGAUCCUCCGCAAGUGAGCUCCCUGCGGAUGAUGUCGCCGACGCCCGCGCACGCGCAGCAGCUGGGAUCCAUCCGCGACGGCGACAUCGCCAGCACCCACAAGGGCAUCGUCGUCAUCUACGCCGGCUUCUACCGACCAGGCUGCUCCGAUGACCUCGGGGGAUGCUACCUCCUCUACGACGCCCCCACCAACGCCCUCACCGCCAUCCCCCCGCUGCCCGACUCGCCUCGCUUCCCCACCUUGCUACACCUCGGCCGCACCGCCGUCCUCGUCGACGCCUCCCGCUCUGCCGAUGAUUACAUCCUCGCCGAUAUCGUCACCAACUCCGGCCUGGGCCUCCCCGAAGCCACCAUCUUCGCAUGGUCAUCGCUGACCAUGAAGAAGAGCGGCGGCGAGUGGGUCAAGUCCUCCAUUCCCCGCCUCCCUCUCCCUGCACAUCUAUGUGGUCCAAAACACUUGUUCCAGAUCGACCUCGCCUUCUCCCUGGACAGCGGCCGCAUCUGCUGGGUUGAUCUCCUACAGGGCAUCUUGUUCUGCGACCGCAUCUUGGCACCGGAUGGCCCCAAGUUGGGGUUCAUUCCGUUGCCCACUGGGUAUUGCAUCGAUGUCCAUCACAGGCUCCGCCAUCAGAUGAUGCCACUAGCCCGGCGUUCCAUGGCCUGCGUCUCUGGCGCCGUCAAGUUUGUCGCCUUGGUUGGCUUGGAAGAUAUUCAUUGCCCCCCCAAUGAGGUGAUGCUCAAGACAUGGGUUCUGUCCCCUGAUUUCAAGGAGUGGAAGGAGGAUAGCAGGUCCUUAUCUGUGGAAGAGAUGUGGGCAAGUGAGAGCUUCAAGCAAAUGGGGUUGCCAUGUGUUGUACCAGUUUCCCCUGUCCUCAGCCUGACCCAAGAUGGGGUAAUGUAUACCAUUCUGAAUGUCAUCGAGCAGGUACCUGCACAAGUUGAUGAAUUUGGGAUCGUCGUUGUCGAUGAUGACCUGGUGCCCAUUGCCAAUUAUAUGAUCCGCUUCGACAUUCGGCGAAACAAGGUCCUGUCCUCCACAAAGAUAUCUCAACAUGGUGAAUUGCAGUGGCUUAUACCCAAUCUCAUUGCCACUGACUUCACUGCAUACCUACAGGACCACCAGAGAGCUGAAGAAGCAGGCAAGGUAGGAGCAAGCGCCAAGGGGAAGCGCAAGCAGAUGGAGUACUACUGAAUGAUAUGUAGUAUAUUUCUGCUAUUUAUCAUGCACAUAACAUAUCGCUUUUUUUAGCUUACAUCCUGUGACUGUGAGAUGUAAGGUCAAAUGUGUUUAGGUUAACCAUCAGAGCUUAUUUUGUCACUACCAGACCUUAUUUUAAUGACUAAGCCUAGCAGUUAAACUGAAUGGUAACCAGUAUGUAUGUGUAAUCAUCGUGGAUUUAUGUCAUACUACUAAUAGUGUUGGGCUCUUCAAAUCCAACAUUGUACCAA